ACUUAAACCAGUCAUCCCUGUGCAGGUGCGAAAUCGAGGCAACUCUCGAGAGGCUGAAGAAACUCGAACGGGACCUCAGCUGUAAAGAGCAAGAACUCAAAGAAAGGGAAAGACGUCUGAGGAUGUGGGAGCAAAAGCUGACGGAGCAGUCCAACACCCCGCUGCUGCCCUCCUUUGAGAUUGGCUCGUGGACUGAAGACGACGUGUAUUUUUGGGUUCAGCAGCUCGUCAGAAAAGGAGACUCUUCAGCAGAGAUGAGCGUAUAUGCAAGCUUGUUUAAGGAAAACAACAUUACAGGAAAGCGACUGCUUCUUCUGGAGGAAGAAGACUUGAAAGACAUGGGCAUUGUCUCCAAAGGGCACAUCAUUCACCUGAAGGUACCUCAGAGAGGGAAGACGUUCGGUCAGCAAUCUUUGCUGAGCACCUACCCUGUAGCAGACCCUGUGCCCGAGGCUGAGGAUACACACACACAAAGCACUGGCUGUUACAAUACUGAAUGCUUCCACACCAGCUCCAGUGAUGUUCGAGCUCCAAAGAGCACUAAGCACGUCCACUCAAUUCAGUGGAGUAGAAUGAAACCUCAGGAUGAAGUGAAAGCUGUCCAACUUGCCAUUCAGACAUUACUCCCUAACUCAGAGGGCAACUCUAGAAGCAGGUCUAACUCAAGUGCUGAUCGCCAGUGGCUGGAUACUCUGAGGUUGCGGCAGAUUGCGUCCAAUACUUCUUUACAGCGUUCCCAGAGCAAUCCCAUUCUGGGGUCACAGUUCUUCCCCUAUUUCAAUGACCAGGAUUCCUAUGCUGCUGCUGUAAGGCGGACCCAGGUGCCCGUUAAGUAUCAACAGAUUACACCCAUAAACCAAUCCAGAAGCUCCUCUCCUACUCAGUAUGGACUGACCAAAAACUUCUCUUCUCUACAUCUCAACUCCAGGGACAGUGUCUUUUCCAGUCUUCCAACUGACAGCUCUUUAGAGAGGGGUCGAUACUCAGAUAGAAGAAAGAACAAAUAUGAUCGUGGUAGCGUAUCACUAAAUUCUUCUCCUAGGGGAAGGUACAGUGGGAAAAGUCAACAUUCCACACCUUCACGAGAAAGAUAUUCUGGAAAAUUCUACAGGGUUUCUCAGUCAGCACUCAAUACUCAGCAGUCACCUGACUUCAAGAGAAGCCCAAAUGACUGCCAUCGACCCAGGACCAUACCAGGGAUGCCUUUACACCCUGAGACUGACUCACGAGCCAGUGAAGAGGAUAGCAAAGUCAGCGAGGGAGGAUGGACAAAGGUGGAAUACCGUAAGAAACCUCACAGGCCCUCUCCUGCCAAGACGAACAGGGAAAGAGCCAGAGGAAACUACCGUGGAAGGAGAAACUUUUGAUGAAUUGAACUAGAUGAGUUUUCCUACAUAGGCUCUUUUCUUUUCUUUCUUUCCUUUUUUUUUUUAAAGAUGUAAUGGAUUUUAAUAAUAUGAUACCUUCAGACAGAAUUAACAAAAAGACAACUUUUCCAUUUUUGGAUUUAGGAAAUGCCUUCUAAUUGAGACUACAGCCAAACCGGAGCUAAAAUGAUGGAUGUUGGUUGCCCAAGGAUGAUAACUAGACUUAAACAUAACUAUACAUAUCCUCCCACCCCCGAAUUAACAUUUUGAGAGGAGAUAAUGCCACCUUAUUUCCCUAACCACUGCCAUUCUGGUUAGCAGGGCCUGGACUAGGGUGAUGUUAAGUGGGGGUCCUUGCCUUGGGUGCAGAAUUUAUAGGGAGCCAGAAAGCUCAGUAAUCAAGAUACAUAAUAUCCUAAUGCAAUAUUUAAAUAAAUGAAAAUGCAAAAAAUUCUGUGAUAAACAAAAAAUCAAAAUUCUCCAUAAAUAUAGGAUCAGUAUUACUGAUUUUUCCUCCUGUCUAAGGCUCCAAUAUGGCUUGGCAAGGCACUGUUACGGAUCCUGUCUAUUGAAAAUUUUGAUAUUUUGUUCAUCAUGAAUUUUUGCAUUAAUUUUUAAAAUAUUGCAUUAAAAUAUCAUUUAUCUUGAUUACUGAGGUGUUGGGGGCUUCUUGUUUUUCUUGAGGCCUCCUUAAUUUUGUGCCCGAGGCAAGUGCCUCAGUCUUGACACUGCUGGUUAGUAUUUAUAGUAAGGUAUUUGGAUUUUUCUCAUGGUCAGAGCUGAAGUGGUUUGUCAUUUUUAGACAAUAAAAAAGGUUAUUGAACUUAAUGUUUAUUGCAAUGCAUAUCUCUUUCAUUAAGACUCAUCAGAAACCAAAGAUCUAAAAUUGCCUAGGAGAACUGUGGUUAUUCCUUUCCCAAAGCUCCAGGGACUGCUUUUGAAUAUUAUUUUCUACAUUUUACCAAAGGAGGAGCAAAGAGGGAAAAACAACAGUCCAUAAAGACCUCCCGGAAUGUCAGAAAUCUAAAAUCUGGAAGAAAACAGACCCACAGAGCAGGAUAAUAACAUCACAAGCCACAAGCCAAAGAAAUUUUAAAUUACCAACAUCCUUGUUAGAGCAAGAUGGUAAAUACCAUCCUUGCAGCAAGAAAUCUCUAAGCAGCUGAGGGGGGUCAGGGGGUGGGUGGGGUGAAGGUAAAUGGUGCAGGUGGGAGGAAACUGCCUGCAGCUUAGGGCAGGAAUUGUGAGAUCCAACUUGUAAAAUUCUUUAUAUUUUACAAAUCAAAAAGUCGGGAGGUAACAAACUUAUAUGUCAAAUAAAUAAAUGUUACUUUCAGUA
Messenger RNA from Leptonychotes weddellii (Weddell seal), 2706 nucleotides. The record is from RefSeq and is a predicted model, not a curated record. Lineage: Eukaryota; Metazoa; Chordata; Mammalia; Carnivora; Phocidae.